UUCAACUUGUACAUGCUUUAGAUCACAUCAUAUGAUGUAAGUGGUGUAUAUUGUAGUUGAAACUUAACAAUUCCAUUUUUUCUAAAUGAGAUAUUAAAACAAACGGUACGUAUAGCGAUAUAGUUGGUAUAUUGACAGUACAUUAAAACGGCCGGUAUUGUUUAACAAUUGUUAAUUGUGUUUCGAAGUUGAUGGGUAAAUAUUAAGAAAAGGAAAUACAGGUUUGCCGUAAAAAAAACAUGAUUAACAAAUGUGUUUCGAAGUUGAUGGGUAGAUAUUAAGAAAAGGAAAUACAAGUUUGCCGUAAAAAAACAUGAUUAACAAAAUAUUCUUCGUCAUUUUGAUUUCGUUGUUUUGUAUAAAUGAGGGAACCGCCAAAGAAGUGCAGAAAGCUAAGAGCAUAAAGAAGAGACUUAAUGACAUAGAAAUUCGACAGAAUUUGCAAUCUAAUGAUAUACUGGAACUUCAAGAAUCUAUUGACGAGUUGAACCAGACUUAUAACAAAAUUGACCAAUGCUCGGAAGUUGAUUUGAAUCGUGAUAGACGUCUUAAGGAAAAAACAAACAAUCGUGAAUAUGAAAAUAAUAACAUUUUGUUUAAAGCAUUUAAAGAGGAAAAGGCAUGGAUACGUGCAGAAAUUGAAGAACAAAAAAGUACCGUCAAUAGAAUAGAUUUACAGUUCAAAGCCUUGCAGGACAAUUUUGACAUUUCAAUUAACAAAGUUAUUGGUAGAGUUGACAUCUUAGAUAAUAAUGUUGAAUUGAUAUUAGAUAAAAAUAUCAAAAUGAUAAAUGAAUCAAUAUCAAUUAUCUCUGAAAGACUGGCAUCCGAGGAAAACCGUAUGAAAAGACAAAUGGCGAAGAUCGAAAAACUUGGAAAAGCUGUCGACAGUAUAGAAAAAGAAUGCAAAAAAUUUUCUGUGACAUUAAAUGACUUUGAAUCCAAGACAGAUGACAAAAUAAUGAAAAUAAGGGAGAUCCUUGCGACAAUACCAUCGUGCCCAUCUAACUGGUUACAGUUUUCAGGAAACUGUUAUCAUCUUUACAAAUGGGAAGCUAACAUUGAUUCAGCUGUUAAGGUGUGCUCAAAUGAAAAUGCUUUUGUUGCCGAUUUUCAAUCUGAAGUUGAAUUGCAAUACAUUAGGUCAAUCAUAAAUCUUGAUCAGAACAUAUGGGUUGGAAUUACAGACAGGGAGGAAGAAGGUAAUUGGAAAUCGCUCAGAAAUGAAAAACAAAUUGAGUUUUCAAAUUGGGAAAAAGGACAGCCAAAUAAUUUUUUUGCCGGCUAUGACGAGGGCUGCGCAGUGAUGUAUCACGACAGUGGAUUAUGGCACGACUAUAGAUGCAGUCACACUUUUGCCUAUAUUUGCAAGAAAGUGGUGCCGUUGUAAACAUCAUACGUCACCUCUAUUUUUUAGAGUUUUGUAUCUUUUUUUAAUUUGAAAUGAAACUAAAACAAUUCCAAAGAAUGAAAAGGUAGAACUUAAAUAAGAUGUAAAUUUAACAGUAAAACUUGAAAAUUUAUACUUUUGAUAGUAACAGUUGUAUUAAUAAUACAGGCUGCUACAAAAUGACCAGUUAUACACCUUAAAAUGUGUCUUGUUUUAUCACUCUGAUUUUUCAAAAAUAUAUUUUACACAUUCAGUGUCUAUAUUGGUAACACACGUUCCACGUGUAACAAUCAACGGGUUGUUGUUUGGACAUUAGUACUGUUACAUCUAAAAUGAAAAGAAUUCGUUUCUUUUUCAAGAAAAUAAAUGGAUGUCAUAGAGGAUAUUUGUUUAGUUCAGUGUAAGAUCGGAAUAUAUUUCACCGAGUGAGCACCAAAAGGUAUAUUUCACGAGUGGCGCAGCCACGAGUGAAAUAUGAACUAUUGGUGUUCACAAAGUGAAAUAUAUUUCGAUCUUACACUAAACUAAACAAAUUUUCUUUUUAUUAUAUGCAAAGAAACGUUUUAAAAAGACAUUAAACCUAAUACUGAAUGAAAAGCGCGCCAAAUAAUAAUACAACGUGACGUCAUUUACGACGUCACGUCAUUAAGUUGGUACCCAGUACUGUGCACGCUUGUAUUCCACUGAAACAAGGUAAGGGGCUUAAAUUCAAAACAGUGAAAUUAUCAAAGCUGUAAUUUCACUGUUUCAAACAGUGAAAUCACCAGUUUUAUAUCACUGAUAUAUUUCUAUAAACCACCGAAAAGCAUGUAAUAAAUGUAUUUAAUUGUUCUGAUGUACAUGUACAUACUUUUAAAUACUACACUUUAGGAGGUAUGCGUUCAUAUUUUAGAACAAAUUUCAGUUGUAAAUAGAUUGACACUAUUACUUUGACCAAUAGUCAUUCUUGAAGUAAUGCUAACAAUAAAACAAUAUAAAACACAGGCACCGCUGUAUAAGAUUCGCCCUGUAUUAUGUAAUACGAUUCAAAUCGAAGCUACCAGAUAAGAGUAUUUUAGUACAGUAAAUUGAAAUUAUCUAUUGAUCCGUGUUCGUAUCAAAACUUUUCAUUAUUUUUAUUUUCAAAAGAAAAUGUUAUCUUUGUAAAAAAAUGUUUGUUUGAUGUUUUUGUUGUUUCUUUUUUUAUUGGUUUCUUCUCCGCGCGUGCGUGUGUGUGUCAUAUUUGUAUCUCUUAAAGGAACUCCGGUGUGGUUGAAAAAACAAAACAACUAAAAACAUAAAAGUUGAAAUUCGUAUAUGAUUACCCGGGGCACUUAAAGCAUCAAGAUAUGCCAUAGAUUUUUAUGAAAUAUACUCAGAAAUAGAUUAAAAUCGUAUUUUGUGCUAUUCUUUGCCUGAUUUUAGUGAAAAGAAUUGCAACGGUUUUCAAUUGCGGGUCAUUUUUAACAAUUUGAAUUACUAUUUUUUGAAAAUCGAAGUGAGGCAAUGAUCUCAAAUUUUGCAAACAAGCUAUUGGUGUAGACCUAGAUCAAAUGGAACAUUAAUUUCUAAAGAAAUACCGGUCCGUCGUGUAAAAACAAACCUCAGUGGAGUCCCUUUAUAUUUUCUUCUCAGAGCUAGACGCUUAUCAGUUCACAUACGAUCUGAUUUGAAUAAUUUUGUAUAUAGCUCAUUUUUGUUACAUUUCCUUAGCCUCGGAUAACUUAUUAUAUGAUAAGGCUUAGAGACUGCUUCUUUAAACUCUAAAUAUAAUGUAAAUAUAUAUUAAUAAAAUGUAGGUCAAUA
Molecule: messenger RNA, 3175 nt
Organism: Ruditapes philippinarum (Manila clam)
Lineage: Eukaryota; Metazoa; Mollusca; Bivalvia; Venerida; Veneridae
Product: C-type lectin domain family 10 member A-like
Exons: 2
Coding region: 314-1390 (358 amino acids)
Source: RefSeq, a predicted model, not a curated record